GACUUGGUCCUGGCUGCAGUUCAGAGUAAGCGCUGCACUCGUCACUCCGAUGCGCUGGGGAAGGACUUCUCUGAUUGGUUUCCUCGUGCAGAGUUCGCUGGCGACCGGGACGUGAUGCUCGUUUUAGUCAAGAAGAUGCCGCUGUUGCUGAAGCAGGCCUCACACAAGCUGAGGGCUGAUCGUCGACUUGUCAUGGUCGCCGUUGAAGGGGACGGGGACGCUCUGGAAUUUGCUUCAGAGGAACUGCGGGGCGAUCGGGAAGUUGUCAGCAUCGCUCUGGAGCACAUGCCACCGGGUGGUGACAUUCUCAAGUUCGCGUCGGAAGCUUUGCGAGAGGAUUCGGAGCUGCAGCUCCUGCAAGCUCAGGCUGUCGAGCGCCACGAGGAAUGGCUGGCCAAGCCGACCAGCUUGGCCGAAACAUCCAAUGUGGACUUGGGCAGGACACGGGACUUGCUCUCGCUGCUGGAGGAUUUCUCGCAGCCGGAUUCGCCAACCUCUCCAUGCUGA
Symbiodinium necroappetens is the source of this 507-nucleotide messenger RNA. The record is from the annotation of a GenBank genome assembly. Lineage: Eukaryota; Dinophyceae; Suessiales; Symbiodiniaceae.